AUGCAAGCCCUGUGUUGGUCAGCUUUCAGACCAUUUAUCCGUCCAUUGAAGUCGUUGUACCGAUCGAUGAAGAAAGUGGUGGACAACAAGCCGGGAGUCGUCGCGAAGUCGAGUGUUGUGUUGGAUGUGAAGCCAUGGGAUGACGAGACGGAUAUGAAGGAACUGGAGGCGAAUGUGAGGAAAUGGACGGACUCGUCUAAGUUCGUUCCGUUGGCGUACGGCAUACAGAAGCUGCAAAUCGUGAUUGUCAUCGAAGACGAUAAGGUGUCGGUCGAGGAGUUGACUGAAAAGCUGAAAGCGCUCGAAGACUUCGUUCAGAGCGUAGACAUCGCGGCGUUUAAUAAGAUUUAAUUGUUUUUUGACGGCUUUUAUCGAUUUAAUGUUUAUGCGAUUUAUUACAAUAUAUGCAUUAAUAAUGAAAAUAAACGACAAAUGAAUUUGUUUUAAA
This is a messenger RNA of Oppiella nova, 448 nucleotides long. Lineage: Eukaryota; Metazoa; Arthropoda; Arachnida; Sarcoptiformes; Oppiidae. The record is from the annotation of a GenBank genome assembly.